GGUCGUCUCAGGUGAGGUGGUCGACCCGGAAGUGGCUGUGCUGUGGCCCCUGGGUGUUGUAAGGGUCCUGCAGCGGAGUUGUUAAGGGGGAGCGGCCUCAUCCCGCUUCCUCCACCUACCCUGAAACAACCAUGACGAAAGGCAGAGCGGUCGAAAGAUCGCAAACGGCGGCACUCCAUUCGACCCCUCCGGGGGACAAGGCAGCGGGGACGCGGGGUCCCUCGACGCCCGGCAGCACAGGCCACCUGAAAGAGAAAGCCUGUGCAGAAGCUGGCUCAGCAAGAAUGUCACUUCUUAUACUGGUGUCCAUUUUCUUGGCUGCAGCUUUUGUUAUGUUUUUGGUAUAUAAAAAUUUUCCUCAGCUUAGUGAAGAAGAAAGAAUGAAUAUGAAGGUUCCCAGAGAUAUGGAUGAUGCCAAGGCUCUAGGAAAAGUUUUAUCCAAAUAUAAGGACACCUUUUAUGUACAAGUACUUGUAGCUUAUUUUGCUACAUAUAUUUUCUUGCAAACAUUUGCUAUUCCGGGCUCUAUAUUUCUCAGUAUACUCUCAGGGUUUCUUUAUCCCUUUCCACUAGCCUUAUUUCUUGUUUGUUUGUGUUCUGGACUCGGUGCCUCAUUCUGCUAUAUGCUCUCCUAUUUAGUUGGGAGGCCAGUUGUAUAUAAAUACCUAACAGAAAAAGCAGUAAAAUGGUCACAGCAGGUUGAACGUCACAGAGAACAUCUCAUUAACUACAUUAUAUUUUUGAGAAUAACACCAUUUCUGCCUAAUUGGUUUAUUAAUAUUACAUCUCCUGUGAUAAAUGUGCCCUUGAAAGUUUUCUUUAUUGGCACUUUUCUAGGUGUUGCACCCCCCUCUUUUGUAGCAAUUAAAGCAGGAACAACACUAUACCAGCUUACAACAGCAGGGGAAGCUGUUUCCUGGAACUCAGUAUUUGUUUUAAUGAUUUUGGCUCUUCUUUCUAUUCUGCCAGCCAUCUUCCAGAAAAAACUAAAGCAGAAAUUUGAGUGAAUAAUCCUCUGGGUUUUAAUUUAACCAUCAUCAUCAUCAUCUCAGGAUUGGCAGGUUUAUGUGUUACAAUCACCUCUUCAGUAAUUGGAACAGGAGUUCGUAAAUAAAACUUCUUAUCAGAUGGUUAAAAUAUUGCAUUUAAGUGGCAAAGGAGAGAAGAAAGUAAGAGUGGAAAUUGGUAUACCAUGAAAAGUGCUGUCAGUAGUUACAAUAGACAUCUCCUAAAUUACUAUUCCAAGACUAUAGGUAUUAAACAUAGCAGGAUAGUAGGAAAUUCUUGACCCAGCUGAUUCAUUCAAUUUAAU
Budorcas taxicolor (takin) is the source of this 1312-nucleotide messenger RNA. It is a transcript of the gene TMEM41B, whose product is annotated as transmembrane protein 41B. NCBI's taxonomy places the organism in Eukaryota, Metazoa, Chordata, Mammalia, Artiodactyla, Bovidae. Gene Ontology annotation, cellular component: endoplasmic reticulum membrane. The coding region runs from base 132 to 1007 and encodes 291 amino acids. The transcript is spliced from 7 exons. The record is from RefSeq and is a predicted model, not a curated record.